This is a messenger RNA of Alosa sapidissima (American shad), 2160 nucleotides long. RefSeq names its product troponin C, slow skeletal and cardiac muscles-like. Gene Ontology annotation, molecular function: calcium ion binding. NCBI's taxonomy places the organism in Eukaryota, Metazoa, Chordata, Actinopteri, Clupeiformes, Clupeidae. The record is from RefSeq and is a predicted model, not a curated record. Bases 1306 to 1791 code for a protein of 161 amino acids. The transcript has 6 exons. Gene Ontology annotation, cellular component: myosin II complex.
CCCCAAGGGGAAAUUCAAGGUCCCAGUAGCUUAGGACAUCACACACAACAACAUAAACAGGAUGAUUUUUAAAAAAAAAAAUCCACAUGACUAAAAUGAACAGUAAAAAAUACUAAAGAUAGCCUACUAAAACAAGGAUCCACUUUCUGUAGGAUGUAUGAGGCGCUUGCAGUGACAGGGCAGGGAUUGACCCUGUGAUUCAGUAUGCAGUGGUAAGGUGCUCAAUGAGGUGUGUGUCAUGGUGGUAGUGCAAAUAAGUCCAACAGUGCUACAGUGCAUGGUUUAAAGUCUAGCAUAGUCCAGCAUUAAAUGGACAAUAUAAGAGAAAAAUGUAAGCAUAACAGUUGUAGUAUAAUUAUAUGGACAAUAUAGAGAAAAAUGUAAACAUAGCCUAAUAUAAGAAUUAUAGCUGCAGUGUAAGGAAGUUUAAAGUAGCCUACUAGGGUAUCUAGCCAUUGGUAUGAUGUUAGCGUUCAUUCAAACAGCUCAAAUGACCAAUGAAAUGUGUCAAAAUGCAAAACUUUCCUGUUGACCAGCAGAGGUCAUACGUUCACUCCAUUUCUGUACAUUUGCACUUUCUGUCCAAGCAAAUGUUUCAGAUCAUCUAACCAAUUUCCUAUAAAAGGUGGGACUGUCUAAUAGAUUAAACCAUAGCAAUCUUACAGCCUAUCUUUUGGGACAACCUACUAAAGAAGUUAGCUAUGCCUCAGAUACUGCAGUAGGCCCAUGGGAACACUAAGAAGGAUAUUGCAGCGGUAUUACAGAAUGUCAUAGAAAUAUUAUACAAGUUUACUAUAAACAUCUGGCUACAGGCCCCUAUAAAAAAGGAAUGGCUGAUUAAUGAGAAACAUAAAUAAUCAGCUUUAACUGAUGCACAGGCUACAUGUGUAGGCCUAUGAUCCAGAUUUGGAUGAUCUUUAUUAUUUAUUCCUUAAUGUGAUCAAUGCUCAACUUGUGCAUUCAUGUCACAUUGGGGUCUUAUUGACGUGUGGAUUAUCCUCAGUGUCCAAUUUCCAUUCCAAUUUCCCUUUUUAUUUUUUUCCCCUGAAUGAUCUAUAUAUAUUUACAGACAAACAUUGACAGGAUCUGUCACUACCUUCUUAAUAUAAAGUCCCACCAAGAUUAUGAAAAAGGAGUGAAGGGAAUCUCAGACAAUUUAGGGGUCCAUAUUUGGAGGUAGGACCCACCCCCAGUUGUUAGGCUAGAUUAUAAAACCCACUUUUGCCAGUCCUUUUCUUUAUAAAGUCUUUCCACCUGUGGAAAAAAGUAAGGGUUGAACUUUAAACAAGCCAUCUCUGAAACACCAUGGACAACAUCUACAAGGCAGCGGUUGAACAACUUACAGAGGAGCAAAAAAAUGAGUUCAAGGCUGCCUUUGACAUAUUUGUGCAAGAUGCUGAAGAUGGCUGCAUUAGCACAAAGGAGCUUGGUAAAGUGAUGAGGAUGCUGGGUCAGAACCCCACACCAGAGGAACUCCAAGAGAUUAUUGACGAGGUGGAUGAGGAUGGAAGUGGCACAGUGGACUUUGAUGAGUUCCUGGUUAUGAUGGUGAGGUGCAUGAAGGACGACAGCAAAAACAGGUCUGAAGAGGAGCUUGCAGACAUUUUCAGAAUGUUUGACAAAAAUGCAGAUGGAUAUAUUGACUUGGAGGAGUUGAAGAUGAUGCUGGAAGCCACUGGGGAGGCCGUCACAGAGGACGACAUAGCAGAAUUGAUGAAAGAUGGAGACAGGAACAAUGAUGGGAAAAUUGAUUAUGAUGAAUUCCUGGAAUUCAUGAAAGGAGUGGAGUAAACCCAGUAGAUCAAGACUGUGUAAAUUGAAUUGCUUUGAGUAUUUGAUUACGUCUCACAACAGCAAUGACUGUAAUGCAAAUUCCAUGUUCACCCAAACAAGCAAAUGGUAAUGUGCUCUGGUUUGUAAUGUUGUAUGCUAGAAUAUAUUUUCUGUUUUAGAUGCAGCCUUGUCCCAGCCUCACAUGCAUGGGGAAAUACUGAAGUUGCCAGAUGUCUUUGCAAACCAUCAGAUGCGUGUUGUACAAGUUAAGGCAAUAGACAUUUUAGCUUUUAGUAUAGCAACACACAUCACUAGACUUAAUUUCACCGCAAGACCAUACCAAUGUCAAUGUUAUGGAACACAAUAAAAUACUGAAAUGUUUCACAA